Talaromyces atroroseus is the source of this 2061-nucleotide messenger RNA. RefSeq lists its product as hypothetical. The record is from RefSeq and is a predicted model, not a curated record. Bases 1 to 2061 code for a protein of 686 amino acids. The transcript has 6 exons. NCBI's taxonomy places the organism in Eukaryota, Fungi, Ascomycota, Eurotiomycetes, Eurotiales, Trichocomaceae.
AUGGCGACCACGUUUGACGAGAAGAUCCCCUUCGAGAAGAAGGGGCUACAGCUGUACGGCCUGUUCAAGCGGGGCGACCCCGAGCGCCGGCUGCCACUGAUUGUGCUGCUUCACGGCGCCGGAGCCACCGCCGCCUAUUUUGACAAUUCAGCUGUCUCAGUAGUGAAAAGCUUCAACAGUCUCGGCCAUGACGUGCUCAAUAUCUCGCGCCCCGGGUACGCGGGGUCGGUCGCCCCGACCACCGCAACGCCCAUGAAAGACUCGAUCGCCGUGUUCACCGAUUUCAUUGAACAGGUAUACAACGAAAAGGCCUCUGCGCGACAUGGAAAUGGCGGCAUCAUAUUAGUCGGCCACUCGCUCGGCGGAGCCUUUUCCCUGUCUAUUGCCUACGAAGCUCGCGAACGACUACCGCUGUUAGGUGUGAGCUCUUUAGGAUGCUUGCCCGUAGCAAGCUCGUCCUCAUUACUUCCCGAUCCGGAUCUGGAGCCUCAUAACCCACGAUUUGUCGUUCAGACGACCCCUGAGAACGUACGAAAGUAUAUGGGCGAGGUGGAAUGGGUGAAUCUGGACGCAUUGGAUCCGGCGCUCAUAGCAAGUGUCUUUGAGCCAAUACUCAAGUCGGAACUGAAAGAAUAUUCUUCAAACGAGUUUUACGAUUAUCUGGUUAACCGGGCCUUCGCCGGUGUCAAUAUUCCGAUUCAAUACCUGGCUGCUGAGGCGGAAAUUGCGUGGGACAAUGAGAAAGAAGGACGUCCCAUAUUCGACGAUUUAGUAUCGCGAUUCAAGGCUGCCCCCGAAGUUGAAUCAGCGAUCUUGCUUGGCGGCGGUCAUAAUUACGAAUAUUCGUAUAAUGUUGGCAUACUUUGGGAUAAGAGAAAGGCAUUUGUUGAGAAAUUGACAAGCAAGAAUGCCGCUUCGCCUAUCUCAAAAAAAGACACCAGCAAGGUUUUGGCCAACGGGGACGUAUUCACAUCAGUUCCACUGCUAGACUAUGCCGAAGCUACAUCACCAUCAACUAGAUCCAAGUUCUUGAAGGAGUUGAAAGACGCGAUCGUCAAUGUUGGCUUUUUCUAUCUGAAGAAUACGAGUGUGCCGGAUCAAGUGCAAACAGACUUUACACAGCAGUCAAUUGCGUUGUUUGAUCUGCCGUUGGAGAAAAAGCUGGAGAUCGAGAUGGUAAACAGCAAACACUUCCUUGGUUAUGCGCGUCUGGGGCAGGAGGUUACUGCAUUAAAGAAUGAUUUCCGUGAACAGUUCGAUUUUGCAACUGAACUUCCGGCACCUGGGCCUGACGAGCCACUUUAUCGAAACUUGCGAGGGCCUAAUCAGUGGCCUGACUCGCAAGUCCUGCCCAAGUUUCGCGCCACCAUCGAAACCUAUAUGGACCAUAUUGACAAGCUUGCCGAAACGUUCUCGUCACUUGUUGCCGAGGCGCUGGAUCUGCCCUCCACGGCAUUUGACCAAUUCUUUGAUAAGCCUCAGCAAAACAAACUCAAACUGAUUAAAUACCCCGAACCAGUAGACAGCAAACCCGAUGAGGACACACAAGGCGUAGGCCCACACAAAGAUUCUUGUUUCUUGACUUUCCUCCUGCAAGGAACUCCUCACACGGGCCUUGAAGUACAGAAUAAAGCUGGCGUCUGGUUACCAGUUAAACCCAUACCAGGGACCUUGGUGAUCAACAUCGGCCGCGCACUGGAAGCCAUCACCGGCGGCGUGUGUACAGCCACAACUCACCGUGUCAAUCUGCGGCCUGAAAACUAUAAAGAUUCCGAGGGGAAUUCUCUGGGUCCACGCUACUCGUUUGCCAUUUUCCAGGGCGUCAGCCUCGACGUAGCUGCUGAGAAAAUCAACCUCAACAUUCCGCAGCACAUCAAAGACCUGGUCAAGGACGACAAGGUUCGUUCCGAUGCGGAAGCCACGUUCAAUCAAAUGUUCAAUGGAAAUAUCGGCGAAGGAACACUCAUUGCGCGCGUCACUAGUCACCAAGAUGUCGCGCAGCGGUGGUAUCCGGACCUUCUGGCCCAGGCAUUAGAAGCGCAGAAGGGCAGAUAUCAAUAA